Molecule: messenger RNA, 1959 nt
Organism: Chenopodium quinoa (quinoa)
Lineage: Eukaryota; Viridiplantae; Streptophyta; Magnoliopsida; Caryophyllales; Amaranthaceae
Product: pectinesterase-like
Exons: 2
Coding region: 47-1753 (568 amino acids)
Biological process (GO): cell wall modification
Molecular function (GO): pectinesterase inhibitor activity; pectinesterase activity
Source: RefSeq, a predicted model, not a curated record
UUAUCUAAAUAUUCAAUUGGUAUUCUUUACGUAAAAAUAAUAAAAAAUGAAGGGAAAAUUGAUUGGAUUAGGAAUAUCAAUAAUCAUUAUAGUUGGUGUAGCCGUUGGUCUUGUAUAUUUUGUGCGUCGAACUCAUAUUGCUAAUGAGCAUAAACCUGAUCCUUUAUCUUCAACCUCCAAAGCUGUUCAAGCUAUCUGUAGUCCUACUGAUUACAAAGAAGCAUGUGUCCAAAGCCUCGCCUCGGUUGCGAAAAACCAAAGUGCCUCCCUGCAAGACUACAUUCAUAUUGCCAUCAUGGCGACUAUGGAUGCUGUGAAACAAGGUUUUGACAACUCGGAAUCUAUAGGGAAAGAAGCGAAUGAUCCUUUGAAUAAAAUGGCGUUCGAGGAUUGUAAGGAACUGUUGCGGCUUGCCACGGAUGAGUUACAAUCUGUGCUUUUAGAUGUAAGUGAUGUCAAUAUGUCUACGAUGAAGAAUAAGGAAGAUGAUUUGAAAAAUUGGUUGAGUGCUACCGUUGCGUACCAACAAUCAUGUCUCGAUGGUGUGGAUAAUCCCGAUUUGAAGGAAAAAAUGACUAAAGGUCUUGAUAAUGCAUCUCAAUUAACUAGUAAUAUGCUUGCUAUUGUUUCGGAGAUUAGUCCGAUUCUUAGCCAUUUUGGCAUUAAUAUAAAUGUAACGAAUUACUCUAGACGACUUCUUAAUACGAAUGAAAAUCUCCCUAAGGUUGAUAAAGAUGGUUUCCCUACAUGGGUUUCAAGUGAAGAUAGAAAAUUAUUAGGGAGGAUUAAUACUAAUAAUCCUAAGCCUAAUGUAAUCGUGGCUCGAGAUGGGAGCGGACAAUUUAAGACUAUUAACGACGCCCUUAAAGCAUAUCCAAAGAAUUUACAAGGGAGAUAUGUUAUCUAUGUCAAAGCAGGGAUAUACGAUGAACAAGUACUUAUAACAAAAGACCAAAUUAACGUAUAUAUGUAUGGAGAUGGACCUCGUAAGACCAUUGUUACUGGGAAAAAAAGUUUUCGCGAUGGUGUUAGUACAUAUAAAACAGCUACCUUUGCUGUAAUUGGAAAUGGCUUCAUUGGGAAGUCGAUGGGUUUUCAAAACACAGCAGGUGCAGAAGGACACCAAGCAGUGGCACUUCGCGUACAAUCCGAUAUGUCAGCAUUUUAUAAUUGUAGGAUGGAUGGAUAUCAAGACACAUUAUACCCACAAGCACAUCGACAGUUCUACCGUAACUGUGUGAUUUCAGGCACAGUGGACUUCAUAUUCGGAGAUGGUAGCGCAAUCAUCCAAAACUCGCUUAUUGUUGUCAGAAAGCCUAUGGAUAAUCAACAAAACACAAUCACUGCACAAGGCAAAAAGGAUCGCCGAGAAAUCACAGGAAUUGUUAUUCACAACUGUAGAAUUGUUCCGGAGCAAAAGCUGUUUGCUGAUAGAUUCAAAAUCCCGACAUUUUUGGGAAGACCAUGGAAGGAAUACUCUACAACAUUAAUCAUGCAAUCGAUGCUAGCAGACUUUAUCCAACCAGCAGGGUGGAUGCCAUGGGCGGGUAACUUUGCCUUGGAUACGUUGUACUAUGGUGAGUAUGCUAAUCGAGGUCCUGGUGCUAAUACGAGUAGGAGAGUAAGAUGGAAGGGGUAUCGCGUAAUUACAAAUAGAGAUGAGGCUAUGAGAUUCACUAUCGGUCCUUUUAUUCAAGGGCAACAAUGGCUUCCAUCAUCAACCAUGCCGUUUCUUCUAGGCUUAAAAAAUUAGGAAACGUGGAUGCAAAUUGUUGUUUUUGUAAGGCUAGGCUUAAUUGAAAAUUUCUCAAAUCUUGUUGGCCUUUUUCUGCAAUCCAUGCUUCCAGUUGAAUAGAUUGUAAUCCAUGAUUAGACUUUUGUACCUUAAAUUUAGUAAAUUAUAGCUAUAGUGAAUCCUUAUUUAUUAUUGCAAGAAAAUUAUCUAGGUACAAAAGUCUC